Fusarium keratoplasticum is the source of this 1314-nucleotide messenger RNA. RefSeq names its product NACHT-sigma domain-containing protein. NCBI's taxonomy places the organism in Eukaryota, Fungi, Ascomycota, Sordariomycetes, Hypocreales, Nectriaceae. The transcript has a single exon. The coding region runs from base 31 to 1314 and encodes 427 amino acids. The record is from RefSeq and is a predicted model, not a curated record.
CUCUGGCUCCCAACCAACGCAACAUCAAUUAUGGGGAGAUUCAGAGCCAUGUUCAGUCCUGACAAAAGUCUGCGAAAGAACCCAAACCCCCUGGUCGCUGACCAGCUCCAGAUCUCCCGCCACAGCCUUACCCGGGAGGAUCAACCAUCGCUUUCAGAGUCGUUUCCUGAUGGAGUCAAGGUGCUGAGGGAUUGUCCCGACGCAACUGUCGACAUCUGUUUCAUUCACGGUUUAAGUGGAAAUCGAGAAAAGACAUGGAGAGGCCACGGCCAUUCUGAACCCUGGCCAAAAACGCUUCUACCAUCCAGACUCACAAGAGCCCGUAUCCUUACCUAUGGCUACGACGCCUAUGUCGUCGCAAAGUCCGGCCCAGCAUCAACAAAUCGACUCAUCGACCAUGCGACGAAUUUGUUGAACGACUUGACGACAGACAGAGCAUUAAGCGGUGCAUCGUCUCGUCCGCUCAUCUUUGUCGUCCACAGUCUUGGAGGACUUGUCCUCAAAGCAGCCAUCCUCCGUUCACGAAACAACCCGGACCGACAUCUUCGUGGUAUCUUUGAACAUACCAAAGGCAUCAUCUUCAUGGGCACUCCUCACAAGGGAUCAUGGAUGGCGGACUGGGCCAAGAUGCCUGCUUCUGCCCUCGGCCUCAUCAAGUCUACCAGUGUCACCCUGUUAGACCUCUUGCAGAGAGACAACCAGCUCCUCGAGUCUAUUCAAGUAGAGUUUUGGUCCAUGAUACGAGAUUUGCGGGAGAGCGGCAGGUCUCUUGAGAUUAUGUGCUUCUACGAAGAGUUGCCUCUGCCCGUAGUUGGCAAAGUCGUAUCCAAGGAAUCGGCGACGCUAGAAGGGUACAACUCUGCGACUAUCCACGCCAACCACCGAGACAUGGUCAAAUUCGGUUCCGUCGAAGAUAAUGGCUUCAAGAGGCUGCUUGGUGAGCUGUCGAGAUGGGAAUCGCAGAUCAGGCCGUCUACCCCCUCACAAUUAACACAACCGACACUGGUGGAACCGCGGAUUGAGCUGCCUGGCUCGUCUGUUAGCGACUAUGCCUCUGGAGACUACGCUUCUGGUCUACAGACCUACGGGGGCCAGACUUCUGGGAGCAACCCCUCUUAUGGCUACCCAUCUUGGGGCUCGGGGAACGAGUCUCCAGGCCAUGAUGUGCCUCGUAACCCGGCUCCCACCAACACAGCCCCUGUCAACCAUUUCAGUACAUCAGGAGGGACCCAGAACAACAACACCGGCAGCGGUUAUCAGUUUUCUGGCGCAACGUUUACCGGACAAGUGUAUUUUGGUGGGCAGGGGUCUUGA